CAGAGCUUUGCACCAGUGACAUCUCCUUUUCUCGUCCUACUAAGGAAAAGUGCUGAAGUUCUUUCUUCGGGAGCUCGACUUGAUUUGCUGCUGUUCAGAACUUCAGAACCUAAGAACAUGGCAACAUCAUCUAUGGUCAUGGACAGUCACCCUCCAAUGAAUGAGGAGAGGAAGAAGAGCAGGGAAGAAGUGCUUGACGCCUUGGAAAAUCUUGGCCCAUACAGCGAAGCCAUUGAUGCAUGUGGUGACACGGUGCUGAAGUAUAUGGGUUCCAUUGUUUCACAAAUGUGUUCGUCUGUUGUAAGUCAAGCUUUCAAAUGGAUCACAACAGAAGAUGGUAAAGUCUUAUGUCUCAACCUUGUACGCUACUUUUACGAGAGGCUUACAAAGUCAGCAGACAGUCAGAAGGUCGAUGUGUGCAGUGGGAGUGGGGAACUGCACAUCGUGCUGGUGGGUAAAGGCAGCAUCAGUGAUCAGACCCGUCCUGCUGACUGUUUUGUGCCUCUGAAUACCAUCACUGAUACAAUCCUGUAUCCUCCAUGGAACUGCGCCAUUGACGCCAAAGUUGCUUACGGCAUCUCAACAGGAGACAUCCUGCCCGAGCACCGAGACUUCGGAGACUGGACACCUCAGAGGCCCCUCCCUGAAGUCUGGAACUCCAUGAAAGAUCGGCAGGGAAAAAGAGUUCCUGAGAUCAUCCUUGGUCCCCUUACAACUGAUGCUGAUUUUAUAUUGAAGCUCACAGCAUUUUUAAACUCAGUGUCACUGUGGGAAGAUCGCAAACGCCUUAUCAUAAUGUAUUCACCAGGAGGCUUCCUUGCUAGGUGGCUACCAGAAGUGACUUUAUAUCAGAUCGUUGGUGUGAUUGCAGUCCUGCUCUGGAUCCUACGUAGCAAAGCCACCAUUCACCUGGCUGCAGGUCUCCAGUCCAGAGGAACUCCACCAGCAGAGAUGGAGGCGAUGUGGCAGGAACUGUAUGCCUACACACCCAACGGCACUGUAAUGACCACACAGAACAUGGAGCACGGGGAGUUUAACAUGCUGUACAACCUCCUUUGCACCGCAUUCGAGUAAUCACAUGACAAUGAAGAGGGCUCAAAACGAAUUAACAAAAUAGCUAAUUUCUAUCCUUUUCACAGGCAAUAU
This is a messenger RNA of Colossoma macropomum (tambaqui), 1146 nucleotides long. RefSeq lists its product as uncharacterized. NCBI's taxonomy places the organism in Eukaryota, Metazoa, Chordata, Actinopteri, Characiformes, Serrasalmidae. The transcript is spliced from 3 exons. The record is from RefSeq and is a predicted model, not a curated record. The coding region runs from base 118 to 1074 and encodes 318 amino acids.